AUGGAUUCGGAUCGAUUCACUAUUUGCCCCUUCUGCGAUUCAUGUCUACUCUUAUCUCAACUCGCUCGGUAUGUCUCUGUUCUGUCUGCAAUACACAUUCACGUUCCUUCAUUUCCAUUUGAAUAUGAUUCUGCAAACGCAGGCACGCCAAUUUGCACUUUUGGGAACUCCAGGAUGAGAGAGCAAAGAGCCAAUGAUUCACUUAGUGGAGAAAACUAUACACGCGGUGGUGAGACUAGUAAUGGUAAUGGGGAGUGCAAGGUGAGUGACGAAAUUUCUUGCUUGAUUGGUUCUCAGACAAGGAGUGAAUUUUACAAAGUUGAAGUGGGUCUGAUGACAUUGUUGAAAAAUUGUUUAGAGUCUGAAGUUGGAAAUUCAAAUAGCAUUUUGUCAAGUUAUGUUGAUCAUUUCCAGUGCCUUGAAUCCAAGGAUGCUGGAUGGGGUUGUGGCUGGCGUAACAUUCAAAUGCUUAGUUCUCACUUGCUAGUGCAAAGACCUGAAGCAAGGGAAGCUUUGUUUGGCGGUUCAGGAUUUGUUCCUGAUAUCUUGGCGCUCCAGAGGUGGCUUGAGAUUGCUUGGGAAAAGGGUUUUGAUGAGCCUGGAUCAGCUCAAUUUAAUCAUGUUAUAUUUGGUUCAACAAAAUGGAUAGGAACUACUGAGUGUGCUGCUCUAUUGCGUUCCUUUGCUCUUCGGGCAAGAGUAGUGGAUUUUGGUCCCAAGGAAUCCCAGUCCAUUUCAGGUUCAAGCCUUGAUAAUGCCAGGAGUAAAGCAAGUAUUCAUAAUUUGGUAAAAAAGAAAGAUAAAGAGGGCAAGGGUUAUCAAGUUCUCAUGGAUUUUGUGUGGAAUUACUUUUCUGAUAGAAACUCAAUCCAAUUUGGCCAGCAGCAUGUUGUGAUCAGUGACAAAACGCCUUUAUACUUUCAACAUGAUGGUCACUCAAGAACAAUAGUUGGAAUUCAAGUCAAACAUCAACAAAAAAGAGAUCUGCGAUAUAAUCUCCUAGUUUUGGACCCUGCUCAUAGUACAUCUGCUCUUGGAAAAUCCCUUAGGCAGAAAUUUGGGUGGGAGGAACUCAUAAAAAGGGGAAUGCAUACACUGAAGAAGCCACAGUACCAGGCACUUUUCAUAGUUACAGAUUAUGGAUCUGCAUGA
Sphenostylis stenocarpa is the source of this 1152-nucleotide messenger RNA. Lineage: Eukaryota; Viridiplantae; Streptophyta; Magnoliopsida; Fabales; Fabaceae. The record is from the annotation of a GenBank genome assembly.